CGUGUUUAUUUGUUUUUAUUUAUUUAAAAUUAUCUAAGUAAAUAAUGUCAAGUGAAAAUAAAAGUCUCAGUUUAGUUGCUACAAAAAUAAUUAAUAAUGCUUGCAUACUUCAUCAAGGAAAAGAUACUAAUUGUAUUGACAAGCUACGUGGGUUUACUGAAAAUGCGCUUUCGAAAGUGAAGAAUGCUAGUCAGAUUCGACAAGACUUUAAAAUUAUAAGUGUUCUAACUGAUACAUGCCCAACAACUCUCAUGUUUCAUCAAAGAUGUUACGACAAAUACGUACAUAUAAAAACAAUAAGCAAUAUACAACAUAAACAAGGUAGAGCAGAAACAGCCCACGAUAGUGUAUGCGUGGUUGAUAAAUUCACAUCUGAGCGCAGAACCUCAACUCGAAAAAGAGAUAGAUCAGGAAAAAUUAUUGCAGAUAAAGAAUGCUGCAUUUGCUAUCGUAAGAAGACAAAUAAAGAUAGGAAUGGAUAUGAAGCGCUAACAAAGUGCGUAACAGAAAAUGCUGCAAAAACGUUAAAAGAAAAUGCCUUAUGUAAAUCUGAUAUCCCAAGACUCAUGGCUAGCGUAUCGGGCGCAGAGUGGCAAAGUAUUAUCUCCUUAGAGUUACACUAUCAUCGAUCUUGUUAUGUUAACUACACGAGACCCCUUAGAAAUCCUUCUGUUAUUACAGAAAAUACAAUCAUGUCUUUGCUUUUUGACUAUGUAAGAGAGCACAUUUUAAACAAUUUAGAAAUUAUAGAAACAAGCAAACUAAUUGAAUUUUAUAGCGAAAACUGCACAGAUAGAGAAAAAAUUCCAGAUAGCAGGACUUUGCAGGAUUCUGUUGUUGCACAAUUUAAAGGGUCUGUUCAGUUGUGGUCACCAAAAUACGGCUAUUCUUUUUUAUACAACAAUACCAUUGAGAAGGGAAAAAUCAUUGAAGUUCUUUUAAAGAAAAUUGAACGCUUAGAAAAAAAGAAUAAUCCAAAACCAAUCGAACAACUUAUUGAUCAAGUUGCCCAAGAGAUUCGCAAUGAGGUUUUAUCUAUGGAAAAAACAUACUUUGAUUGGCCUCCUAAUGAGGACGAAUUGCUACGAGUCAAGACUAAAAUUCCUCCUCUUCUCCGUCGACUUUUUGCAAAAGUUCUAUUUUGUGCUAGAGUGAGCAACAAAGGGCUUGUAAAAAUAACUUCUCUUUGUGAAGAUGUAAUUUAUAAUAUAACAAACGGCAAUCAUCGAUGCUCUAAACACGUGUUACUUGGCUUAAGUACCAAACGAAAAACUGGGUCAAAGGAAUUGAUCAAAUGGUUAAAUAAAUUAGGACAUGGAAUUUCCUAUGAUGAAGUAAACUAUUUAGAGACAACUCUUGCACAAAAUGCAAUACAAAAUCAAAAUUUAAAAAGUUUUUGCCCUUCUGUUCUCCAGCCCUCAAGAUUCGUGACCUUCGUCUGGGACAACAAUGACAUAAAUCCCGAAACAUUAAACGGAACCUCUAUGCACGUUACUAAUGGCAUUGUUAUUCAGUUACAAAACCAAGUUGAUCAAGUACACAAGGAUCGUGUAAAUGAAAAGGUUACAAGAGACAGAGAAAGAUCUUUUAAAGCAAUUGAAAAUCAGUUGCCGCUGUAUGUCAAGCAUAAUCGCGAAGAACCAGAUCACUUACGUCAUUCAAACGCAAUAUCAAGAGACACUAAGUUACUGGAAGUGUCAGAGAAGUUGGAUUUUUUUUGGACAUUACUAUAUUAUUUUUCUGAUCAUAUCCCUAGUUGGACGGGGUUUAAUUAUCUAAUUACACCUAAAAAGACACCUGAAGAUAUACACACUAUUAGCUAUCUCCCAGCUAUUAACUCAUCGCCUACCAACUUAAACACUGUGCUUGAAGUUCUGCUCCAUUCCAAAGCUAAAGCCGAAAAUCUUGGUCUUACAGAAACUGACGUUGUAGUGGAUCAAGCUAUAUAUGCCAAAGCGGUAGAAAUUCUGAUGAAUCCUAGCUACAUUGAUCUUAAAAGGUUUAUUGUCCUCCGAAUGGGUGUAUUUCAUAUAUCUUGUAUAUUUCUAACUGUUAUUGGUAAAAGGUUUAGUGAUGCAGGAUUGCAAGAUUGGAUAAUUGAAGCUGAAUUAUGUGGUAAAAGUUCUGUGGACCGUAUUUUGAAAGGAAAGCAUUAUAACCGUGCCGUCCGAAUUUAUAAAUACCUGUACAAUGCACUGACACAGUUGAGGAUAAAACAUUUUGAAAGUUGGUUAAUUGAAAACAAUCUUUCUUCAUUGAAUCACUUCGCUUCUUCACCUGAAAUCAUUAACUGUUUAAAGGAGACAAAUUAUGACAAUUUAAAAUUGUUGUUUGAUGAUGACUUCUGCAAAGCUGUAGAUGACCACUCAAACGUGUUAAAAGAUAUAAAAAUUUCCGGACCAACUUCCGCAUUUUGGUUUUCCUUUAUCGAAAUGUUAAAUAUUUUUUUUGCUUUGCUACGUUCAACGAAGGUUGGUAACUGGAAUCUUCAUUUGGAGGCAACACGCCAAAUGAUACCGUGGUUUUUUGCAUAUGAUCAUCCAAAUUAUUCUCGCUACUUAACUUUUUAUUGGACCGAAAUGACUCAACUUCCUAAAACUCAUCCUAGUGUUUAUCAACAAUUUAUGGAUGGAAACUUUUCAGUAAGAAGAACGAGCGGUACAUUUAACAAAAUUCCAUCUGAUCAAUGCAUUGAACAAACAAUCAAUCGCGAUCAGAAAUGCCGCGGGGGAAUAAAAGGUUAUAGUACGUGUGAAGGAACCAUCCAACGCUGGAUACUAACAAGUCAUACCGUUUCAAAAUGCAUCUCAAUUUUGCAAAAUAACUUAGGAAUCACAACUAGAAAACAAUCACCAAAAGAUCUAAAACCAUCAAGAAAAGAUUUCAACAAUGGAUGUGUAGAGAGAGCGUUGAUGCUAAUGAAAAAUUGGGGAAGUCCUUUCAAGCAAAGAGAUUCUUUGGUUAAUAUUUGUUCUGGAAUAGAAGCACCUGAUGAGUUAGAAGAACAUUUAUUGAAUGCACAAUCCAUCGGAGAAACAGAGUUCCAAAAGUUUUUUAAAGAACGCAUUCAAUCUUCGACAGUAUCUUUUUACGCUCCAAUCAAAAUGUGUCGCCUGCAAACAUUUAAAAAUUUGAAUCUGAAAAAAAUUUAUCACGUCAAAGAAAAAUCGUACACAAUCACAUCAGAACGAAGCAUGUUUGGGAGAUUAUUAGUUAUUGCGAAAAGUAGAGAAGGUCUAACUUUGAAACAAAUACUAUGCUAUUCUUUGAGUCCCAUUCCAUGGGCAUUAGGAUUACCUGAUGGUAGCUUUGUGAAAACAAACAAAAUGAAUCUUCUUUGUGCAAUAGAAUCUUCGGUGGAUCGAGAGCACUUUGAAGAAUUUGUUUCACAGGUUCCUCAAAAUGCUGCACAUGUUUUUGAUGGAAUGGCAAUUCUGCAGCAGCUUGCUAACAUAAAGCUCAAAACUUUUGGAGAUAUUUCAGAAUUUAUUUUAAAUCUAAUUCUUAAAGGUUCCACUAUAUAUUUUGUCACUGACCAAUACCAACCAGGAUCAAUAAAAUCAUUCGAACGUGCUCGAAGAAAAAAAUCAGGAUCUCUACAUUUUAAGAUUCAGCGUAGAGAACAAGCAAGACCUAAUCAAUGGCAAAAAUAUAUGCAAGAUGCGGACAACAAGGUCGAUCUUAUUACAUUUCUACUAAACGAUUGGUCACAUACGGAAAUGUUUGCAUUAAAACUCACUGGGUAUAUUCUCUUUGUAAACUUGCAGUCUCGUUUUUAUAAAUUGACAUGUGAGGUUGGUGGUCAGGUUACCAGCGAGGAAGUUGAAUCACUGCACACAAAUCAAGAAGAAGCUGAUACAAAAGUAUUCUUGUGCUCUAAGCACGCAGCAUCUAUUGGCUUUGAUAGCGUUUGCAUUCACACGGUUGAUACAGAUAUUGCUAUUUACGGUUUGUACUUCCAAAAUCAGCUUCCCAUACAUUUUUUUGUGGAUAUUGGCGUUUGUAAUUCAAGACGAAUUCUUGAUAUAAAGAUUAUUGCCUCAAAGCUAGGUACUGAUUGUUGUAAAGCUCUUCUUGCUCUUCAUGCAUUUAGCGGGAACGAUUACACAAGUGCCUUUUACGGGAUCGGUAAGGCAAAGUUUUUCAAACUAAUGAGAGAGUCUGAAGAGUACAAGUCAAUUUUUUCCAAGAUUGGCGACACUUUUACCUUUGAUGCAACCCAUUUUGAGUAUAUAGAGAAGUUUACAUGUCAAUUAUAUGGCUUAAAAUGCAAUAAUACGAAUGAAGGAAGAUACAUAAAGUUUAUUGCCAAGAAAGAAGCUCCGGAACCUCAAAAACUUCCACCUACUCGGGAUUCUCUUAUGUGUCACUGCAAGAGAGUUUCCUAUGUAACAGCAGUUGUUAAACGAUCGUUGGAAGCAAAUCCCGAUAUUCCAAAACCUAAUGGACAUGGGUGGAAAGAAAUUGGCAACCAACUUGAGGUUGAAUGGAUGCUUAUCCCACCUGCCCCAGAAGAUGUUUUGCAGUUAAUUUCCUGCGCAUGUAAAAAGUCAAAAUGUGAAACGCGGGUGUGUAUUUGUCGAUUGCAUGGAUUAAGUUGUACGGAGUUGUGCGGCUGUUCGUAUUGUGAAAACAAAAAUGAUUCUUACGAUAGCUUGACAGAAUAUUCCUCGAGUGAUUCUGAUGCAAGUUCAGAAUUUUCUGAAAUUGAAUAAAUGUGUUUAUUAAAAA
This is a messenger RNA of Hydra vulgaris (swiftwater hydra), 4731 nucleotides long. RefSeq lists its product as uncharacterized. The record is from RefSeq and is a predicted model, not a curated record. NCBI's taxonomy places the organism in Eukaryota, Metazoa, Cnidaria, Hydrozoa, Anthoathecata, Hydridae.